Brienomyrus brachyistius is the source of this 5526-nucleotide messenger RNA. RefSeq names its product palmitoyltransferase ZDHHC23-B-like. The record is from RefSeq and is a predicted model, not a curated record. Gene Ontology annotation, cellular component: endoplasmic reticulum; Golgi apparatus. The transcript has 8 exons. The coding region runs from base 323 to 1405 and encodes 360 amino acids. NCBI's taxonomy places the organism in Eukaryota, Metazoa, Chordata, Actinopteri, Osteoglossiformes, Mormyridae. Gene Ontology annotation, biological process: protein targeting to membrane; peptidyl-L-cysteine S-palmitoylation. Gene Ontology annotation, molecular function: protein-cysteine S-palmitoyltransferase activity.
GGUUUAGCUGCAUCCACCCGCCUGCACAUUAACAGCUAGUUGUCCAGCAGGCAGAUCUUCCCACUUCGCUCCAACUACACAGCUCCUCCCUCACGUGCCCUGGGAAUGCUCACCGUCCUGCAGCACAAUAGCACAACGAGUGUCUGACCUGAGACGGAAACAACCUGAAGACCACGGGGGGGAAAAUGUGCAGCGUGUGUAAUGACAGAAAGGGGAGAGACAGAUCAAAGAGCCAGUGCAGCCCAAGUCCACCCAACAAGAAGUGAGGUAACUAAAGUUGGAGUCUUAGAAAUCAGGCUCGCCAUCCUGAGUGACAGACAAAAUGACAGAUCGUUUCCAAAUAUCCUGGCUGACAGGGGCAGUACAGAUAAAUCUCUCUGUGGUUCCGCCCCUGGUGCUACUUCCUGUACUCUUGCGGGUGGCAGCGCUGCAUUUCCUGUUGGGUCUGGUGGUGCUGACAGCCUUGCCGGUACUGGUACUCUGGUACUACUACAUCACCCACCAACGAAAAGGCCGAACCCUCUUCUUCCUCAGUCUGGCACUCUUCUCCCUGGCCUACAUGUAUUACCUCUUCGUCACUGAAGUUCUACCCCGAGGUCAUGUGGGAGGGGCUCAGUUGAUUGCCGUGACAACUGGCAUGACUCUCACCCUGAUCUGCCUGGCCCGCACCAAAUGGGACCCGGGUUAUGUGAGGCCCCGCCCAGCCACCAUCCGCAGGAUUCUGACCUACGGAGAAGGGCUGUCCAGCCGAGACCACAGACAGCCCAACGGCACCCACCUUCAGGCAGGGAAGCCGGAUGGUCCCAGAACACCAGGCCAGGCGGCAGAGCAGCUGGAAGUGGCACAGGGGGGCAUUGUGAAGAAUAGAUGGUGCCCCACCUGCAGGAUAAUGUGCCCCCCCCGAUCAGGACACUGCCGAAUCUGCAGUGCCUGUGUCUACCGGCUGGAUCACCACUGCAUAUGGAUAAACAGUUGUGUGGGGCAGGCCAAUCAUCGCAGCUUCCUGCUGAUGCUCCUCCUCUUCCUGUUGACAUCACUUUAUGGGAUCAGCCUGGUGCUGCGUAGUGUGUGUCCACAUCAGAACCUGCUUUUCGCACUCUUCUACUGCCCCGGAGUGUAUGCCCAGUACAGCACAGCACUGUGCUUCACGUGCGUCUGGUACAGUACUGUUGUGACGGGAGGAUUGCUUCACCUAUUGGUGCUACAGCUAAUCAACAUCAGCUACAAUGUGACAGAGCGGGAGGCACAGCUUGCCCUGCGGAGGAAGACGGGCCACACCCAGCUGUGGGGCCUCAUCGUGGACACAGGGCUCUAUUCCCGGGGCUUCCGGAGCAACUGGGUCGAGUUCCUGACCAUGGACUCGCGUCCAGAUUCCCACCUAAUAGAUGCUGCCCACCUAGUGUAGCUGAGCCUAACAUGUCUGGUUCAGCUAAAAAAAAAAAAAGAAAGUCUUCUGCCGGUGGGCCGAGAGCAAGAGGAUAAAAGACUGCAAAAGCAUUAAUGAAUAAUCGGCCUGGAUGUGCAAAGGCCCUGCUAAGAUCACAAGGCCAAGGCGACAGACUUCGCCCAGUGGUCUGACGCACCUACGCCAAGUACCUGAAAACAACAAGAUGCCCCCAUCGUGAAGAAACAGCAGCUUUAUAUUAUAAUAAUUUCUCAGUAGUUUUGACGAAUAGGAAAUAGGGUUGCCAGCUCUCACCCUUCUGGCGUGACACUCAUGCUUUCAGACUCUCACGCUAGAAAUCUUAUGACAAAUCGAUAUUAUUCCAUUAUAAACUUAAAAUUAGCUACAUCAAAAGCGUUGGGGUAGUUGGCGAACCCUGCAGACUAUUUACAAGGUAAUAAUACUGUCACAUACAUGUAAAUGUGUGUGCAGGCUUGUCUCGAAUUGAAAAUCUUACUUCAACCAGUUGAGCUGGCAACCCUGAGGAAGAAAUGGGGCUGUUACUAACGUCAGGGGCUGUAAUUGUUCAUAUUGAUUUGUUAUAUUAGGUUUAAUAGAUUGUAAUAAUACGGUUGUCUUCCUAAGGUUGUCAGACUGUCUUCCUCUGCAGAGAUGCGUGCAUCAACCUUCUUGGGGAAUCAUUUUUCAGCAGUUUGUGAUACACCAGCUCAAGGUUGCAACUGCAUGUGAUUCUUGGGAUAAUAACAUCAUCACUUGGCCACACUGGGCUCCACUGCACCUCCAGCAGGCUUUCCAAAGCAAUGUAACAACUUAAUACUAGAGUCAGCACCUGCACACCCAUAACAACACGUCAGCUUAAAGGUAUAUCGUCAAGAAAUAAAAGUGAAAUUCACUUCUGGUGCUGAAAAUACCACUCUUUCCUGAUUUAUAAUGUGUAUUUUAUUCUGGUCAGGUUUGUAAAUUGUUAAGACUUGUAACACUGCAGAAGAACGUAUUAUAUUUUACUGAAUACUUACCAAGAUGGAGGAGACCCUGCGACCGCAGCCAGCCAUCAGGCAGCUGGCCAGUGCGUGCUCUGUUUUGCAUUCAUGCAGGUGUCGCCCCCACAGCUGAAGCUCUGAGCAUCAUGCACGGCUCUGCAAAGCCAUAAAUUAGGUCAGAGUCUGGUUAUUUACAGAGCGGCUUCUCAGACAGGAAGCUGAGCUUACGGAAAAGGGGUCCUAAGCAGGACACUGGUCUGCUUAGUAACCAUCAGCAGUUCUUUGUCGAGUAGGACCCAGCUGCUCACUCUGCCAUCAUACUCACUGAUACCUCUGCAGUCUCAGCCAAGGGACCAUCACAUGAUGACUUGUUAAGCUGUCAGGUAUCCUGUAUUCUUUGAUUGUUUCUAAAGAUUCCCACCAAUGUCCACGCAGUAAUUUUUAAAGCAUAAUGCCAAAAAAUGCUAUGUGUUUCCACAAUUUUGGUCACCAGUGUGCAGUAGCCAAAUCACUGAGAUUUAGAUUAAUAUGACCAAAAUAUGGGUGAAUGUAAAGCCGUAGUAGAGUUUGCUGAAGUUCCAUAGUAGAAGUGCUUCAAUUCACCUUAUGUUUGUCUAGUUACCUUUAACAACACAACUGUAUUUGACAAGAGUGAGAAAAUACAAUAUUAGUGCAUAGAUAUUAAGUCGCUCAUGAUAGAGGAAAAAGCAAGGAGGAGGUCCAAGGUCGAUUGGCAGCCCCCCAGGCAUGCUGACUAUAUAUAAUGCAAAGAAACUCCCCAUGUUUUAUAUAUAUGCAAGAUGUAAGCUGUGGGCAAAGUCCUCCUGUGAGCCAGAUUUACAUGCAGAUCACAUUUCUAUUAGCAAGUAUUAGAUUCUCAGAAUCUCGAAUAGUGAGAAAAUGGUCUUGCUCCUGAGGCCCUCAGAGCUGAGUGCUGAGAUUCCAGCAGUCCUCUCUGUGUUCUUACCGCCACACAACAGAACCUUGCUAUCCUCAUUGCAUAGCGGAACCGACUCUUUAUGGUGCAUAUUGCAAUAAAUGCUCUUGAAUCACUGUACUGAGUGAUAGAAAAGCCUGUUGUCAGCUGCAAAAAUGAACAACAUACAUCGCUGGCCCAAACUGCACAACAUUAAGUUCUGGCCCAUUUACUGGAGUAUAUGUGCCACACAGGGGGCGGCAUGGUGGUUAGCACUGUUGCCUCACACCUCUGGGACGCGGGUUCGAGUCUCCGCCUGGGUCACAUGUGUGCGGAGUUUGCAUGUUCUCCCCAUGUCGUCGUGGGGUUUCCUCCGGGUACUCCGGUUUCCCACCACAGUCCAUGGAUGUGCCACACAUAACACAUUAGGGGGCGGCAUGGUGGUGCAGUGGUUAGCACUGUUGCCUCACACCUCUGGGACCCAGGUUCGAGUCUCCGCCUGGGUAACAUGUGUGUGGAGUUUGCAUGUUCUCCCCAUGUUGUCGUGGGGUUUCCUCUGGGUACUCCGGUUUCCCCCCACAGUCCAAAAACAUGCUGAGGCUAAUUGGAGUUCCUAAAUUGCCCCUAGGUGUGUAUGUGUGAGUGAAUGGUGUGUGAGUGUGCUCUGUGAUGGCCUGGCCCCCCAUCCUAGCAUACAGUUUUUGUUAAGGGGUUAAUGUCAGCGGAAAUUUGGAACUCUCGAGUCAUUUCAUACAUGUUUGACAAUGGGACCAAAUGAAACGCCUGAAUUCAAUAAUUAAGUGGUACGUGCCAAUACUUUCGUCCAUGUGUGAUGGUAUUACUGCCACUGUGCCUUUAAGAGUGGUCGUGAGCAUGUAUAACCAAACUUCCUGUGGAACUUCAGGUUGAAAGCAUUUUACUUCCUAUCUCUUUCUGAAGUGUAUGUGAAAGCAAAAUGGCCCAUCUCUUCAUCCCAGUCGCAUCUCGAAAGCAGAGCUCUAUGGCCCUGCUGUAUCUACACUGGUUUUCAGCCACAACAGCCAUAAAAGUGGUCACACCUGGGAAUGUGACCGUCCAAUCAGGAGCCAAGGCUACCUUAAGCUGUGAAAUGGAUGAGCAAGGAACAGUAGUCCAGGUGGAAUGGUCCAGGUGCAAACAACAUCAAGUCCUGGUUUUCAACAGUGAAUCUGGGCUGAAUGUGGCAUCGUUGUACCAGGACCGCGUCAUGGAUGUGACCACUUCUGGGUUUACAAUUAAACACACAACAGUAAAUGACAGCGGGGACUAUUGCUGCACCCUCAAUACCUUCGGACCAUAAGGAAUCAGCUACAUCUACUGAUCCAUCCGCCUGACGACCAGGAACCGGCCAUCUCCACGACGUCGGCGCUCAUUAUUUCCGGGGCUUUAUUUACUGCGUUCCUGGUUGGGCUCAUUUUCAUGACAUUUCAUCGGAGGCGAAGGAGGGGUGUGCAGAAUCCAGUACACGUGGUCAUCCAUUCUAAUCACUCUUUCUAUAAGAAGACAUUGGCCAGUCCCUCUUCAAGCCCAAAGGGCAGCCCCAGCCAGUCCUGUCAUAAUGGCCAAGAAGACGGUAAUCACAGUGAUGGUGAUGAUUACUUCAAUGUUAUGAGCAAAUAAGGGAAGCACAUUCAAAAUCUACUGUAUCUCUCCCAGAAACACACACACACAGACAGAGAGAGAGAGAGAGAGAGAGAGAGAGAGAGAGAGAGAGGGGGGGGGGGGGGGGAGACUUGUAUCAUAUGGGUUUUUGGAAAACUGAGUUUUCCCUUAUGGGGACCAGGAAAUUUGACCCCCAAAAGGUAAGGUAUAUCUGGACCACACACCACACACACACAAAAUCAUGAACAUACUUUUUCCUUCCUUCACACACACACACACUAAUUUAGGCCUACUCUCUUUUUAUUGAAUGUUGCUAUCAACUUUGGGUUUUGAAAUGCACUGUACAACCCUAAUGUAUCAUGAUAGUCUCCUUCACCCAUAUACACACGUUCAUUCAUAUACUCACAUACUUUCACAUACUCUGAUAUACAUAACCAAUAAAAAAUAUACAGGGGUGUUAAAAAACCUUUUGUACAACAACAGUAACAGGAACAGCAGAUAUGUUUAUGAGUGAAUUUGUCAAUAUCAGUGUGAUUCCUCGUGCUUGGCUACUUUUAAAAAUGUUUCUCUUCUGAUUAUUAAAAUAAAUUAAGGUUGUAAAAUAA